AUGGAAGUUAGGGUUCUAUGUUUCUUCCUUUUAAUUCUGCCUUGCUUCGUGAAAACUGAAUCGAAUUCUCCGAUAUACAAUGUCAUGGAUUAUGGUGCACAUGGAGAUGGACAUACCGACGAUACUAAGGCUUUCAUGAAAGCAUGGGAAGCAGCAUGCUCUUCUUCGUCUUCUUCUUCGCCAACCAUGCAUGUCCCUUCGGAAAUGACGUUCAUGAUUCAACCCUUGUACUUUAGAGGAGAGUGUGAUCCAAAACAAAUCGAUGUUGAGAUAAAUGGGAAUAUUAUUGCACCUAAAGAUCCCUCAGAUUGGACAUGCCAUGAUGGUUGUCGUGAAUGGAUCCAUUUUGAACAUGUCGAUGGGCUUAGGGUUUAUGGGAGUGGUACAAUCAAUGGGCAGGGACAGAAAUGGUGGGAUUUGAAUGCUUUGAAGAUUUCAAACUCUAACAACGUGUACUUGACUAGCUUAACCUUUAAGGACAACCCUCGUGUGCAUGUCGAUUUACAAAGUUCAAAAUCGGUAUUUAUCUCUAAUUUAUCAAUUGAUGCACCGGAAGAUAGCCCGAACACCGAUGGAGAUGAUUGCAUCUCCAUGGUUGAUGGGUCUUCAAAUAUCCAAAUCAGCAACAUCGCAUGUGGGCCUGGACAUGGUAUAAGUGUCGGAAGUUUAGGCAAACAUGGAGCAGAAGACAAAGUUGAAGACAUCCACGUUAGCGAUGUUGUAUUUACAGGAACAACAAAUGGUGCUAGGAUAAAGACAUGGCAGAAUACAGCAGUACAAGUUAGCAAUGUUAUUUUUCGAGAGUUUCUGGGAACGUCAAAGAAAGAGACAGCGGUGAUGUUGGAUUGCAGUGAGGCGGCUCCUUGUACAGACAUAACCCUAGACAACAUAUACCUUCGUACGACACAUGGACAUAAUGCAAAAUCUGUUAACAACAAUGCCCAUGGAAGAACUCAAGGAUUAGUGGUUCCAGAGAUACCCCUCUCUUAA
This is a messenger RNA of Ilex paraguariensis (yerba mate), 990 nucleotides long. NCBI's taxonomy places the organism in Eukaryota, Viridiplantae, Streptophyta, Magnoliopsida, Aquifoliales, Aquifoliaceae. The record is from the annotation of a GenBank genome assembly.